Messenger RNA from Pelodiscus sinensis (Chinese soft-shelled turtle), 3328 nucleotides. The record is from RefSeq and is a predicted model, not a curated record. NCBI's taxonomy places the organism in Eukaryota, Metazoa, Chordata, Testudines, Trionychidae.
GAGAAACUCCAGGGGACCCUGGGCCCGCUCAGGGAGGAGCUGGAGGAGGCCGUGGUGCUGAGAACUGAAGAGGAGGAGAAAACCACAGAGUGGCAGAGGAAAGUGCAGGCGAAGCGAGUGACAAUUGCCGGUGAAUUUAACAAGCUGCAUGUGCUGCUGAGGGAGGAAGAGCAGCUGCUUCUGCAGAGGCUGGUGGAGGAGGAGCAGGAGACUCUGCAGAGGCUACAGGAAAAUGUCUCCAAACUCUCCCAGCAAAGCGUCUCCCUGCAGCAGCUGAUUGCAGAGAUGGAAGGGAAGUGUCAGCAGCCAGUUGCGGAGCUGCUGAAGGACGUGAAAAGCACGUUGAGCAGGAGUGAAAACAUGAAACUCCAGGGACCCGAAGCCGUUUGCACCGACCUGCAGCGCGGGUAUAAAAUUUAUCUUGAUAUGAGGGAAGCUCUGAACAGGUUUGCAGGUGAGUGGAGCCCCUGGGACAUCGAGCUGUUUGGUGCGGGAGGCUCCAGGCAGAGCCUGGGGCCCCAGGACACACGUGGACCCGGCUGAGAGCUGUGCGGUAGCUGGAGGCUGAUGCGCUCAGAGCUGGGGAGUUUACCUGCUGCUCACACUCACCUGCUGGCACUCACAGGGAUCUGACUUAGCCCCAUCAUCCCGACACUCUGACCUUUCCUGCCUGGGUCAAUGGGGCCACUGAGCAGGUGCUGUGAGGCCUGGCCUGAGCCAAUGUGCUGGGGGCUGCGCAGACGGGUUACAGAGGACGUGUCUGUGCCUCUCUCUUAGCACAUGGCGAGGGCCGGCCGAGCUCCCUGGUCUGGGGAGGGGCCGGUCUGGCUGCUGUGCCCUGCAUGGGCCGUGUGUUACUGGGGAGCCAACUGAGCCCUACGGGCCUCUCAUCUGCCCAGUGUGAGGCUGGUCAGUGAUUUGCUGCUUGGUGGGUGAGAAUCCCUCUGCAGUGUGAUCCUGUCGCUGUCUGAGCCUGAGCUGCCCCCAUCCAGCCCCUCCCCUCCCUCCCUGAGCCCAAAGGCAGACAGGUGGCAGCGAGGGGGGAAGAGAGGAAACUCCAGCAGAGGGAGGGGGGCUGGGAGGGGUCGGAGAGCUCUGGCUGGGAGUGGUGCUCAGGCCCCUUCAUCCUUCCCCUGCCGCUCCACCCUCCCCACUGCCCUCCAGCAGGAGAGUUGAAGGGGCCCCGCCGGGUUUGUGUGACCCGGCCGAUGGUGGUGGAAGCAGGGCCAGGAGCUCUGGGGAUCAGGAGGCCCAGGCUGUGGGGGAAGCAGCUUGGAGCGAUUCUGGUCUUCAGCUGCUGCUGCUCCUCUGGGGUCAGGCUCCUUGGCCAGGGGUCUGGGCUGUUCGAGCUGCCGCUUGCUCCGUGUGGGGCGGUGCCGGGCGCUUGGUCUGUGCAGCAGCUGUGGGUGACUCCUGUGUGUGGCUGGUCUCACCAGGCCUUGGCUCACACAGGGGCUGGAGCUCUGUCAUCAGUGGCUGCUGGGCCUCUGGGGCACUGGAGCAACAUUUCCUCUGCUGACCCCUGGGACUUUGCCAGUGUCUUGGCCUGACUGCUCUCCAGAGACACACACUGGGGGCUUCUGUCCUGCUCUGCCAGUGGCCCCUGUGGACGGUCAGUAAGAACCCUGCACCUGGGCCUACAAAUGGCAGAGCUGUUCACUAGCCCAGUCCAAGCGCUUCUCACCCUGCUCCUGGGACCCCCAGAAAUGCUGAAUCCCAUUGACCGUCUGCCCCAGCGCCCUGGCCCAGAGCCGGCUGUGCCCUAGCGCCACUGGCUGCAUCAUUCCCAGGGGCGUCCUUUCAGCUGUCCUGCAGGGAGCCGCUCCAGCGCCCCAGCUGCCAAGCUGUGAGUCUGGGGGUGCGGCUCAGGUAUCACAGAUAAGCCAUGGGGCGUCUGAAACCCCUGGCUGGCCUCUCCCUCUGACCCUCCUCCGUGCAGUGUGCUGGGUUCCUGACUAGACACCAGCAGUCGGCCCCCUCGGCGAGCCUCAGAGCCGGCAUGAGGGACGCUGGCUGGUGCGGUUUGUGCUGCAGCAUUAAACACGGCUGGGUAGAUGUUGGGGCUGGGGCUGGCAUCUGGGUUUGAACUUUCCCUGCAGUCCCUGGGAGGAGCUGCCCAGCUGUGUAGCCAAACCUGCCGCGCCUGCAGAGCCUGGUGUGAGCACCCCCAGCCUGUCUGCCCCAGGUCUGCACGGGGGGUGGUUGGGACAGUUGCUAGCUGGGGACACCUGUGCCCCUGGGGCUCUGGGAGGGGCUCUGUGGCCAGCUCCCGCGCUGAGAGACGCCGGGGCAGAGGGUCUGUGCCGCUCGCAGGGCCCAGGGGACACGUCGCUCUGGGCAGAGAGUUCAGGCUGGAGCCGAGUCUCCACUGGCAGCCGGGUCUGUGGGCUGAGAUCAGGGCUGGGGGGAUUUUCCUGGCCAGGGCACGUUUCACAGUUGCUCUGGAGUGUCCCAGCUGGUGCCCUGUGCCUGGUUUGCCCGUCACCAUGUGGGGCUGGGGCUGGGGCCAGUCUCUUGCUGCCAGUCACUGGGCCUGGGCGCCUCAGCUGCUCAGGCAGGUUUGCAGAGGGGCUGGGCAAUCGGGUGCUAAUAGCUUAUCAGCAGAACAAUUCAAUUUGGGGUCAAAUGAAACUGCUCCCGGCCCCAGGCUGAGUUUGCUGGCGAGUGUCCAUGGACAGAGCCAGGUGCCGCCGCUUCCCUUCCAGCCUGUAGCCCAGGGGCGGGGACCCAGCUGGGAGCCCCAGGUCCCAUCCCUGUGUGGGGCGGGGCAGGGAUGGGAAUGUGGGUCCCCCCUCAGGUGGGGGCUGGAACCGCUGGGCUCCGGGGGUCUGACGUGGGGUCCCUCAGUCUCUGCUGCUGCAGAUGCUCCCCUGGGUCUAAACACGGCCCUGGGCCCUGGGCAGAGCGUGGGGGUGAGACUGGCUCUGCAGCACAGUGGGGCGGCCCCGCCUGGGAACCCAGAGUCCAGCCCCAGUGACCUGCAGUUACUGACCCAUAACUCAGUGAGGGGAGGGGCACGGGCCCGGCACAGCAGUGUCUGAGGGAGCCGGGUUCCCUUGCACUGAUGCAGCUGCCCCCGUGCAAACCCCCAGUGCAGCCAUGUGGGUGUGAACUGGGACUGGUCCCUGUGCAGCUUCUCCCAGGAGGAGGGGGCAGGAAGUGGGGAGAUGGCCCCUGUCCGGUACGGCCCUCAUUAGCAACAGCCCAUUGGUUUGCAAUUGCACCUCCCUCCCAUCCUCCACUGCCCUGCCCCUACUAGGAGCUCUGGGAGAGGGGCUGGGCCAGAGAAGUGGAGACCUGUCACUCCCCUCCCUCCUUCUGUCUGUCC